AUGCAUAUCACUACAAUUUGCAGCAGAAGCCACUCAUUGAAAAGAUGCUGUUUCGCCUUUAGCUUGGGUCCGCGUGCGCGUGCUCGAGCUCGGCUCUUGUAAUUGGCUUAGCGCUGUGCUGUUGUCCAUGCGCCACUGGGCGAGUCUCGGCAGUCUCCGUAACCCUCUUUUAUCCUCAAAAAAGGAGAGCGAAAGAGGGCAGACUCGGAGUUGGGUUCGGGUGGAAGGACCGCCAUUAUUGGGAGGAAAACCACUUUCACCCUCACGCACAAUGCAUACAUCUUGACGUUUAAAGCCACGCGUGGCCCACAUUGUCUGUGAUUUGACUGCGAAGCUGGAUGUUGUGUGUCACUGAUAAGGCAUCGCUGCAUGCUCGCUGCACACGGUGAAAUCAGCAUUUUAUGGCCACAACAAAGGGCAUUAUAAUUGAUCAAAAUCAACGUGGUUUGAUCGGAGGAAGACAUUAAACAAGCCUUUUCUUAUCGGAAACAAACAACUGGCCUCCGAGAAAGGACAUUUCUUUGUUUGGAUAUGUUUAGCCAUCGGUGGAUUUUGAGGCCGGUUUCUGUAACGUUAACUUGCGUAUUGACAAAAAUAUUUUAAAGUGCAAGUCUGUCAGGCUACUAAGACGAUCAAAGAUUGCCCGGGAAAUUUCGCGUCCACUGGCGUUUAUGUAGUUUUUGUGGUUUCUAACAACACAACCGAACCGGUUGUAAGCCCGCUACCGUUGGCCUGGACGGGGAAAGGGGGAGUCAAAAGGGAACGCGACAACGGAGAAUGGCACUGGUUGGCCUCAAUUUCUGCAUCUGUCUUAUUUUCUUCAGCUUCCCUUCUAACCAUUUCUGAUGUGUCUGCAUUAAUAUGGUCAAAAUGUGCAAGUUUUUUUGACACGAAUGAAUGAUUGAAAAUUCGGCGGCACUGUCUCAAUUGUAAAUCAUAGGACCUGCUGUUUUAUGGACACGUUUCAAAGAAUCUGUUAUUGUCAAUCUUUGGGGCAUGGCAAGAUGACUGCCUGCAUACGAUGAUGAUGGCUAAAAAGCAAGAAUCCCGGAUGCCUAUCUACAACCUUGUUGUUGUUGGCCUGUCGGGUACUGAGAAGGAGAAGGGCCAAUGUGGCGUUGGCAAGUCUUGCCUUUGUAACCGUUUUGUCCGUCCUAGUGCAGAUGACUUCCAUCUUGAUCACACUUCUGUGCUAAGUACCAGUGAUUUUGGUGGGCGUGUUGUCAACAAUGACCAUUUCCUAUUCUGGGGAGAGGUUGGCCGGGUUUUGGAAGAUGGCACAGAGAGCAGGAUGCACAUCGUCGAGCAGACAGAGUUCAUUGAUGAUCAAACAUUCCAGCCCCAUCGAAGUACUGCUUUGCAACCCUACAUCAAAAGAGCUGCCUCCACCAAACUUGCUUCUGCAGAAAAGCUCAUGUACUUCUGCACAGAUCAGUUGGGGCUAGAGCAGGACUUUGAACAAAAGCAAAUGCCAGAAGGCAAGUUGCAGGUGGAUGGCUUUUUGCUUUGUGUCGAUGUGAGUCGUGGUAUGAACCGCAGCUUUGAUGAUCAAAUGAAAUUUGUCACAAACUUGUUCAAUCACUUGAGCAAGACAAAAAAGCCUAUAGUGCUGGUUCUCACUAAGUGCGACGAGGGCGUUGAGCGAUACAUCAAGGAUUCUCAUACUUUUGCCAUUACAAAAAAGAACUUGCAGGUUGUCGAGACUUCUGCACGGUCCAAUAUCAAUGUUGACGUGGCUUUCCUAACCUUGGUACAGCUCAUAGAUAAAGGCAGAGGCAAGUCUAAAAUCAUACCUUACUUUGAAGCACUGAAACAUCAAAGUCAAAUGAUUGCCUCAGCGAAAGACCGCUAUGAAUGGUUGGUGAACCACAUUGUUAAGAAUCACAAUGAAACUUGGCCCAACAUCACCCGACGAAUGCAGACUGCACCGGAAUACAAGGAGUAUGUAUUUUUAGAAGGUACAGGUAAAGCUAAGAAGCUUUUUCAACAGCAUAUUCACCGUCUUAAGCAGGAGCACAUUGAAAGGCGACGCAAAGCAUACCUGAGCACUCUUCCACUUGCCUUGAGUACCUUGGUGUCUGAGUUGGAUGAAAUUGAGCAUUUGAGCUGGUCUGGGGUGCAGAAGGUCCUUGAGUCUAAAAAAGACUUUGACCAUUGGUUUGUUGUACUGGAGGAUGCACCAUGGGAAGACACACCACAUCUUGACAAUAUGGAAGAUGAGCGCAUCCCCUUUGAUGUUCUAGACACAACAGCUGCUGAAAUAAUCUUUGAUGCACAUCUUGAACACCUGCGCAAUGAAUGCAAGCGUGCCCAAAUGCGUCAUGAGUUCAAAGCAAAAUUGGUAUCUUCACCUUUUGUUACCCCUGGCAAGCCCUGGGAGGAAGCCCGCAGCUUCAUCAUGAACGAAGACUUCUACCAGUGGCUUGAGGAGCCAGAAUAUUUGGACAUUUAUAACCGGCACCAAAAAGCAAUUAUAGACAAGGCGAAAGAGGAUUUUCAGGAGCUACUACUUGAGUACUCUGAGCUUUUCUAUGAACUUGAGGUGGAUGCCAAACCUAGUAAAGAAAAGAUGGGAGCAAUUCAAGAAGUAUUAGGUGAAGAACAACGCUUCAAGGCACUACAGAAAUUACAAGCUGAGAGAGAUGCUUUAGUGUUAAAACACAUACAUUUUGUGUAUCACCCUACUAAGGAAACAUGCCCUAACUGCCCACAUUGUGUUGACAACAAAAUUGAGCAAAUACUAGCUUCAUGCUUCCCUGCACGAUACCCUUCCUUUGGAAAGUCCCAAAUGACUGAUGUAAAGAUAGAUAGGAUUAAUCUUGUCAUACUAGGCAAAGACGGUCUAGCAAGAGAAUUAGCCAAUGAGAUUCGGGCAUUGUGUACCAAUGAUGAUCAUUAUUUGCUUGAAGGAAGAAUGUAUGAGCUUGUCCUUCGACCCAUUGAGGGCAAUGUUAGACUUCCUGUUAACUCGUUUCAUACAGCCACAUUCAUUCCCCAUGGAUGCCUAUGUUUGUACAAUUCUAAAGAAUCCUUGUCAUAUAUUGUAGAAAGUAUUGAGAAAUUGCGAGAGUCUACUCUUGGCAGAAGGGAUAACCAUAUUUCUCAGCUUCCUCUGUCACUCUUGUUAAUAACCAAAAGAGGUGUUGGAGGACUAGGCGACAUUGGUGGGGAGACUGCCCAAGCUUUAAUAUCACAGGGUCAGCAGGUAUCAAUGAAACUGCAGUGUAACUACCUGGAACCUGCCUUCCCAGGCACUGGCUAUGGUCGAAAUGUAAAUGAAAGGCAGAUUAACCAGGUCUUGAAAUGUCUGCUUGAAAUGAGGAGGACUUCGACAUUCCGUAGCUGUUCACCACCUGCACCUCCUCUACCUCCAUGUAUUCGAGACUUACAGCAUGACCCGAGCCCAGAGGCUGAUUUGCGUGUUGUCAUGUGCCUAAUGUGUGGAGACUCUUAUGACACUGAUCAACUUCUUGCACCAUUUCUACUCCCUCAGCAUUGCCGACCAACUUCUCCCCAAGCAAGUGGCACUUCAGUGCUGCUAGAACAGACAAUUGGUGGCCACAAGUAUACAAUUGAGCUAUCCCUACUGUCAUACCAUGCUGCUUUUGCCACACGUAAAAGUAGGCUGGUGCAUGGCUACAUUGCCGUGUACUCUGCUUGUCGCAAAGCUUCUUUUGAAACCCUGUGUGCCUUCUUAUGUGAGGUUCAGGACAUUAUCCCAGUUCAGCUGCUUGCAGUGGGAGACACCCAGACUGACCUUCUAGACUCUGCUCAUGAGUUUCUAGUACAAGGUGAGGACCUAGCCCAUGAAAUUGAAGGACGAUUUUGCAGUACUGUUUGUAGCUCUGGUGGAAUUGUUGGAGGACUUCACAAAAUAGAACUCUUAGAACAAUUUUUUACAGAAGUAUUAGAGAAGAAAACUAUUGUUGAAGCCAGUCAUAUGUACGAAAAUGCUCCAGAAGCCUCUAGCACAAAUGAGAAUGUGUAUUCGCCACAUUGUGGCUCCCCAAGCCCUGUCACAAUGCUGUUAGAUUCUGAAGAAGACAUGGAAGCUUCCCCGCCCUACCAUGAUGGCACACUCACCUCUCAUGGUGGAUUCAAACUGCCUGACUUGGACUCAGCUGACACAUUCUCUGUGAUCUCUGACCUUAGCACAUUUGAGAACAAGCUUAAUAAUAAAGUCCUUCCUCAAGUAAGACCAAAACCUAAUGUCACAUUUGACCUCAGAAAACCAAAUUUUAACCCAUAUAUGGAUUCAGUCAGCCAUCGGCGGUCUCUUACGUCAAAUGUGACAUGGCCUCUCGGGGGAGACUAUGAUCCGUCAGACUAUGCUGAUCCAAUGGAUGCUGUCUCAAAGCCACGCCCCAGCUAUGAGGACAACAUUUACUCUGUGCCACAUGACAGCACACAGGGCAAAAUUAUUACCAUCCGCAAUUCCAACAGGAUGCACUCUAAUGGAGGAGGCAAUGGUUCAGACAGUGAAGGGGAUGGCAGCUCCUUGGAAAGACGUCGCAAGUUCUCAGCAGCAAGGGUAAAACCAAGACUCUACCGUGAUCGUUCCAAACGGCUGGGGAAGUUCAGUAACUUCCGCACAAGUUUUUCCAUUGGUAGUGAUGAUGAGAUUGGCACACUUUCAAGGUCAAAAGAUGAUGAUGUUUCGGGAUUGAAGGCUGACAUACUUAAUGAAGAAGGAGAGGAUCCCAAAAAGAGGAACAUAUUGAAAAGUCUUCGUCGACCAGGCAAAAAAUCAAGACCAAAGCCUCGCCAUUCUAUUUCUAAGCCUUUGGAGAGUAGCUACUUUGGGAUUCCUCUUGUGAAUGUUGUUUCCCUUGAACGACCUAUUCCAGUUUUCAUUGACAAGUGUACCCGUUAUAUUGAAGCCACAGGUUUGACCACAGAGGGUAUCUACAGGGUAAGUGGAAAUAAGUCAGAGAUAGAGGGCAUGCAGAGACAGUUUGAACAAGACCAUAAUCUCGACCUAGUGGAGAAGGACUAUACUGUGAACACAGUUGCUGGGGCGUUAAAAAGUUUCUUCUCAGAGCUGCCAGAGCCUCUGAUUCCUUAUAGCUCACAGGUGGAGCUGGUGGAAGCUUUCAAAAUUAAUGACAGAGAACAGAGGCUGCACACCAUGAAGGACGUGUUAAGGCGAUUUCCCAGGGAAAAUUAUGAUGUCUACAAACAUGUUAUGAGCCAUCUAAACAAGGUUAGUCAGUGGAACAGAGUCAACUUAAUGACCAGUGAAAAUCUAUCCAUCUGUUUUUGGCCAACACUGAUGCGGCCAGACUUCACUUCUAUGGAUGCCCUGACAGCUACGGCAACCUACAAGACAAUCAUUGAGACAUUUAUUCAUCAGUGUGCUUUCUUCUUUUACAACCAGCCUCCUGCUGAGUCACCCACUGGCCUCUAUGCACCCUCUGGACCACUGGUGCCCUCUGGAUUGCCCCCAUCUCCCACAGCUGCCCCUAAUUAUUGCCCCCCAACCCAACAUUUUACCUCCCUUUUGCACUCGCCCCCACAUUCUCCGCCUCAGAGUCCACGCACAUCCCCUGCAGAACCACAAACACUAUGAGCGUGGGGAGAAAGUGGUCUGUGGUUUAUUAAACUCCAUUCACAAACAUAGACUUGUGUAAUGCAUGCUUACACAGCUACAUAUACAUAUUCUACACAAUGCCUUUAACAUGUAGCUUGUUUAGGUCAGUGCUCUAUGUGAAAAAAAGUGUGCUGGGUUCUCAGUACUUCUAUUUGGGGAAGAUUUUGGGAUUUACAUCUACCACUAUGGACAUAAAAAAAACAACACGCACAGCAGAUGAAUGUCUGUGCGCUUAUGAACUGUACAAUCUGGGUAACUAACAAAGGUGUCGUUUUCGACAUGACAACACUGAUGUAGUUUAUUACAGAAGGGGAUGUUCUUCAUUUUCAGUGUAGAUAAAUGCUCUUGUCAGAAAGGAUAUGAACCGUUUGAAGGACUUUAAGAUUUAAGACUGCUCUGCCUCCCGUUUCUCUUCUUUUUUUUAUCUGCUUGCCCUCUGCAGUAUAUAAAACUCUAGUAGGACACUGUAGUGAGGGAAAAUCAUGAAGCACUUAUACAUUAUCAAGGAUUUCAUCUAAAAAUGUUUUGAAAGAAAAAAGUAGAAUUUUUUUUUUCAAAGAUGAAUGAGAUCACUUUAGCUGCAACCAUAUUUACUACUUUGCCUGGCUCUUGUGUCCCACAUUAACAUCCAGUGACAGCCGGUGACUUCUUUUCCAAGGGGCACGAAUUCAAAAUAUGGGUUUGGAGUGUUGUGUAUGGCUCGUCAUGUCAAAAUAGGUGAUGCGACAUGUUAACAAUGUGCAUCAUGCGUCUUGUCAAAACACAUGCCUGCUGCGCAUGCAUCAAAAGGAUUUAUGAUUAAAGAGUUUACAAAAUACUCGCAAGACACUUACUUGACACUAAACUCUGAUUACACAUGAGAUUAAGUGAUUAAGUAUCUGGCAAAAAAUCUGGCGCCUUUUUUAUCAUAAACCUCUUCGAAGCGUAUGCAGCAAGUUUUUUGACAUGUUGCGUGAUGCACACAGGUUCACAUGAUGCAACGAACACGCAUUUUGAUGUGAAGGGCUAAAUACAUGCUGUGAUGAGCUUUGCAUCACGCACCCUCGAAAAAUAACUCACAGGCCGCAACUGUUGCCAUCAUUGAUUCAUAUUAAGGAAAAUAUACAAAUAUACCAUGGUUUUAGAGGAUGUAUUGCUCCUCGCUUCCAAGACUUGAAGUUCUGUUACCUGAUAGGUCCAAAGGAUUUGUUUUGCCAAGUGGCUCCUGUGGAUCUUUACUCAUAAAUUCAGCUAAUGGAGAGUACAUGCCCUUUUCUUUUGAAGGCUGUAAUUUAAAUGGUGAUAUCACUUGGGAAUUCUCUUCAGUUAGCACUGGUGCUUGAGAUCGCUGGGUUUACGAAUUUUCUCGGAUCCUUAAACUAUAGCCUUUGAAAUUACCAAUUCAAAACCCUCACACCUUAAUUUUGGACUCAGUUAAGCAUAUAUAUGUAAAUAAGGCCUUGAAGGCCUUUCAUUGAUGCCCAGUCUGACUGUUUUUACCUUAUAAUCUAAAGCACUUUUUGUUUUUUUAUAGACCUGUAUUGUGCAACACUGAAUAAUUAUUGGUUAAACUUGUGGCCACCGUGUUAGAAAGGUCAUUGAACUUUUUCAUGGUGAAUGUAGAGUGCGAAGACGCACAUUAAGAUUUAAGUCCUAGACUUAAUUUCACUCUAAAUGAUUUGUUGUGCAUUAGUAUGUCUUUGUCUGCUGUUUCGUAUGUAAUUACAUGGACCUUUUGUACAGCUUGAAGUUUGGCUGACGUGGACCUUAAAGUCACAUCACAAUUUUUAUUGUCAUCUUCAUGUAACUGAAUCAGAAGGACUGCUUUUUCCAUCCCAUUUCCUCUGGACAAAUCCAUGAUGUAUAAAGAUGCAAUGGCUUAUUGUGUGUAGAUUGUAUGUAUAUUACCUUUUUCUCUCGAAAGUGAAGCGUUUGAAAUGAAGGAAAUUAUUCCUCAAUAUGUUUGCCGUGAAAUACCACUUCCUGUUUUUAUACAGCCAAGGUACAAAAGCUGAAGUACCAAAGUAGUCCAAUGUUGGCUGAUGAGGGUUCAACACCGGUUAUAAAAAUGUUAAUGACUGGUUUGGGGAUGUGCAUGCCAGCUCGGAUUCUUGACAAAAAGGCAUAUGGUGAGCAACCCAUAAUGAAUGAUUUAACUAUUCUUUAUCCUUUUGAUUCUGUGUAUCUGCUGCUUUUUGCCAGGAUGAACAAAUCUAAAGUGACCCGGGUAUUACUUGAAGUAUACGAUUGUUCUUCGUGUGAUUUCCAGCAAACCAUUAGAAUUAGUAACUAUAGAGCUCCAGCUGACGUCACACAGCCUAAACUCCGCCUUUUUGGCAGGUAAUCGUAGAGCAGUUAAGUGCUGUAUCAUUGGUAUCGAUAAUGAUUGAACCAAA
Messenger RNA from Paramisgurnus dabryanus, 7965 nucleotides. RefSeq names its product Rho GTPase activating protein 35b (gene arhgap35b). Gene Ontology annotation, molecular function: GTP binding; GTPase activator activity; GTPase activity. The record is from RefSeq and is a predicted model, not a curated record. Lineage: Eukaryota; Metazoa; Chordata; Actinopteri; Cypriniformes; Cobitidae. Gene Ontology annotation, biological process: regulation of axonogenesis; regulation of cell size; Rho protein signal transduction. Gene Ontology annotation, cellular component: cytosol.